AUGGUCACUGUCCAAAUGCGCAGAGAUGUCAGUCAUGUAGAUGACGACGAUCAAAAGACUAUUGUACCGUAUUCGCAAAGUCUCAGCUUUAUGCGAGAGCAUGAACGAGGUUUUCUUUUGGCAGGAGAGAAGACUGUGCGAUUAUCCGGGGAAUAUUUCCAGCUCACCCUUACUGUAGAUGCUCCUUCUCAGGGUCACGCCUGCAGCAAGCUACCGUGCUUUCGCCGUCACGAUCGCCACUCCUCACAAAAAGACCGGCAAUAUCUAUGGCAUCACUAUUCCGUACUGCGUCACCCCCAGCUGGGGUGGUUGGGUAAAUCAAUUUCCGGGGAGACCUUCCAAUCAAAUCGCAUCGCUUGGCACAACCCGGAGUCCAAUGUUAGAUGA
Colletotrichum paranaense is the source of this 387-nucleotide messenger RNA. RefSeq lists its product as uncharacterized. Lineage: Eukaryota; Fungi; Ascomycota; Sordariomycetes; Glomerellales; Glomerellaceae. The record is from RefSeq and is a predicted model, not a curated record. The transcript has 2 exons. The coding region runs from base 1 to 387 and encodes 128 amino acids.